Molecule: messenger RNA, 1201 nt
Organism: Monopterus albus (swamp eel)
Lineage: Eukaryota; Metazoa; Chordata; Actinopteri; Synbranchiformes; Synbranchidae
Gene: mrpl39
Product: mitochondrial ribosomal protein L39
Exons: 10
Coding region: 152-1159 (335 amino acids)
Cellular component (GO): mitochondrion
Molecular function (GO): RNA binding; nucleotide binding
Source: RefSeq, a predicted model, not a curated record
CCCUGCCCGGAUCUAAAUCAUGUUGCACAGGAAGUAGGCAUGGAGUCAUGGUGGUGUCCUUCCAUCACUAGUGUUUGCGUCUGAUGUUUCUCCUUUUUAUAUAAAUAUACAUCAAAAAAAAAAAAUUGUAGCCUUGGAAACAUUUGUCAGAAUGAUCACCAGGACGGCGUGUCAAGUUCUUCAGCGCCGCUUUGCAUCUGCCGCAGAGGCCAUGCGUCCUCCAGUUGCCGAGGUCCGCACCUGGCGCAACACCGUCUUCUCCAGAGAGCAGGCCAGGCAGAGAGCUCUGUACCCCCGCAUUGAGAAGAUAGAGGUGUCCAUGCAGGGCCCUGGGCUCGACGGUACACUGCUCAUCAUGAACAAAGGGAUGUCCACUCCUCUGAGCUGUGCCAGACACCUGACGGAGCAUCAUGUGACCAACUCAGCUCUGGCCCUGGUGGACGGGGAGCUGUGGCCUCUCCACAGGCCACUCACCCACUCCUGCUCACUCACACUGCUCACAUUUAAAGACAGUGACCCAACAUUGGUCAACCAGGCCUAUUGGCGUUCCUGUGCUGCCCUUCUGGGUCAGGUCCUGGAGACUGCGUUCAAAGACGACUUUACUGUAGAGCUGCUCACCAUUCCAGAGGUGCCAGUCACUUCAGGAGCCUUCUGCUGUGACGUGGUGCUUGACCCUCAGCUGGACUCGUGGACUCCCUCUGAGGAAUCACUGCGCUCUCUGACUCGAGGGGCCCAGCAGUUGAUCCACCAGGACCUGGUUUGGGAGCCUCUAGAGGUGGUGCCUUCUGUUGCCCUGGAGGUCUUCACUCACAGCAGGUGUAAACAGGAAGAGGUGGAACAGAAGGCAGCCCAAAAUCCCAAAGGCACAGUGAUGCUUUACAGAUGUGGUGACCAUGUGUUGUUGAGUGGGGGCCCUCUAGUGGCCAGGACAGGCAUGUGCUUCCAGUACGAGGUGACGGCCCUCCACAGCCUGGGACAGGGACCCUGCGGCCUCCACCGCCGAGCACAGGGCCUCUCCCUGCCUCUGCAGCUGCAGGCUCACCACACAGUCUGGAGGAAACUGCAGCAGCGGGCAAAGAAACCGAUGGAGCUGCCAGGACCUGGAGAAGUGACUCCACCCUCUCCUGCUCAUUCUGCUCCACCUCUGAGCAGCCAGUAACACACACACACUUUGACAUGUAUCUUACUGUUUUAUUUGUUC